Molecule: messenger RNA, 2045 nt
Organism: Mustela erminea (ermine)
Lineage: Eukaryota; Metazoa; Chordata; Mammalia; Carnivora; Mustelidae
Gene: CPNE8
Product: copine 8
Exons: 20
Coding region: 19-1752 (577 amino acids)
Biological process (GO): cellular response to calcium ion
Cellular component (GO): plasma membrane
Molecular function (GO): calcium-dependent phospholipid binding
Source: RefSeq, a predicted model, not a curated record
AGUCUGCCCGAGCUCUGGAUGUGGGCGCCGGACAAGUCCACGGCGCCUCCCCCCAAGAUGGACAGCCGCUACACCAGCACUGCAGGCAUCGGGGACUUGAACCAGCUGAGCGCGGCCAUCCCGGCCACGCGGGUGGAGGUGUCCGUGUCCUGCAGAAAUCUUCUUGACAGAGACACAUUCUCUAAAUCUGAUCCAAUUUGUGUCUUAUAUGUACAAGGAGUUGGAAAUAAAGAAUGGAGAGAGUUUGGAAGGACUGAAGUGAUUGAUAAUACUUUAAAUCCUGAUUUUGUACGAAAAUUUAUCCUGGACUACUUUUUUGAAGAAAGGGAGAACCUUCGUUUUGACUUGUAUGACGUUGAUUCCAAGAGCCCCAACCUGUCCAAACAUGACUUUCUGGGACAAGUGUUUUGUACAUUGGGGGAGAUUGUUGGUUCUCAGGGAAGUCGCCUGGAAAAGCCAAUAGUAGGAAUUCCAGGGAGGAAAUGUGGUACGAUCAUACUUACAGCAGAGGAGUUAAACUGUUGUAGGGAUGCUGUUCUGAUGCAAUUUUGUGCGAACAAAUUGGACAAGAAGGACUUCUUUGGAAAAUCAGAUCCUUUUCUUGUUUUUUAUCGAAGUAAUGAAGAUGGCAGUUUUACAAUUUGUCAUAAAACAGAAGUCGUCAAAAACACUCUAAAUCCUGUAUGGCAAGCAUUCAAGAUCUCAGUCAGAGCAUUAUGUAAUGGUGAUUAUGACAGAACAAUCAAAGUAGAAGUAUAUGACUGGGAUCGAGAUGGGAGUCAUGAUUUCAUUGGAGAAUUUACCACAAGCUAUAGGGAACUUUCUAGAGGACAAUCGCAAUUCAACGUAUAUGAGGUGGUGAAUCCCAAAAAAAAAGGAAAAAAGAAAAAAUAUACUAAUUCAGGAACAGUAACCUUACUCUCUUUUUUGGUAGAAACAGAAGUUUCAUUCCUUGAUUAUAUUAAAGGAGGAACGCAAAUCAAUUUCACAGUGGCUAUUGAUUUUACAGCAUCAAAUGGCAACCCUGCCCAGCCCACUUCUCUCCACUACAUGAAUCCUUACCAGCUGAACGCCUAUGGAAUGGCACUGAAAGCAGUGGGAGAAAUCGUUCAAGAUUACGACAGUGAUAAAAUGUUCCCAGCUCUAGGCUUUGGUGCAAAACUGCCUCCAGAUGGAAGGAUAUCUCAUGAAUUUGCUUUGAAUGGGAACCCUCAAAACCCCUACUGUGAUGGCAUUGAGGGGGUCAUGGAGGCUUAUUAUCGGAGUCUGAAAUCUGUACAACUGUAUGGGCCAACCAACUUUGCUCCUGUAAUUAAUCAUGUAGCAAGAUACGCCUCUUCUGUAAAAGACGGUUCCCAGUAUUUUGUGCUCCUGAUUGUGACGGAUGGUGUUAUCUCGGAUAUGGCUCAAACCAAGGAGUCCAUAGUCAAUGCUUCAAAACUUCCAAUGUCAAUAAUUAUAGUAGGUGUUGGACCAGCAGAAUUUGAUGCGAUGGUUGAAUUGGAUGGAGAUGAUGUAAGAGUUUCCUCCAGGGGAAAAUAUGCUGAAAGAGACAUUGUACAGUUCGUGCCGUUCCGGGAUUAUAUUGACAGAAGCGGAAACCACAUACUGAGCAUGGCCAGAUUGGCUAAAGACGUCCUCGCGGAGAUCCCGGAGCAGUUCCUCUCCUACAUGCGGGCCCGCGGAAUCAAGCCAUCCCCCGCGCCGCCCCCCUACACCCCGCCUACACACGUGUUACAGACUCAGAUAUGACCGUGCUCGCAACCGUCCCCGUGAACUACCCAUCGCGAAGAACUGCUGAGUCAACGCUUUGCUCCUGGUGCUCUGUCGCGAACCAGGGAAUGAGAUACUCUUCUCGGUUUGAUUUCAGCAGUCCUGGUUAAUACGCUUUCUUGGAUCCAAAAUUAAUUCUCUUUCUAAACCAAAACUGUAAAUAUGGUUGUUGCAUGAGCAACAGAAAAAUUGUUUAAAUGCUUGAAGCAAAAUAUGGAUGUCUUCUCUGAAUCUAUCUAUCUUUCUUUCUUUCUUUCUUUCUUUUUUUUUUU